GAAACAGCGUGUAAACUGCAGGGCCGCUGUUUGAUUCUCUGCAGCUUCCGCUGGGCUCCGUUUGGUUCCAGUCAGAAACACUUUGAUUCUCUGGAGGCUGAAAAUGUCUCAGAGGACCUACUUCCAGCUGUGGGCAGAUGUUCAGGUGGAGCUGAGGCGUCUGCUGGAUGAGGAGCUUCCUGCUGAACCUCUGCGUCCAGAGAAGGACCGAGUGGUGUUCUUCCAGCGUCUGGCCACGUUCUACGUACGGUAUAUCCAAACCCUGCGGCAGCUGGAGGAGGCCUACGACCUGAUGGUUCAUCCUCAGAAGAGGCGACUCGUCCGGCAGAUUCUGGACAGUGUGAUGGGACGAGUGCUGGAGCUGAAGAAUGAAAUGGUGGAGAAGGAAUUCUCAGAGUAUCACUACAUGGACGAUGUUCUUCACGACCUGAAGCUCACUCCGGCCGAGCUGGAGAUCCCCAUCCCUCGAUAUUUCCUCAGGGAACGCAGCAAAGAAGUCCAAGAACGGAAGGCGAUGGUGGCAGAUCUCCUAAAAAUGGUGGAAAUGAAUGAAAGUCCUGAGCCUCAAGCGGUCAAACACAUGAGUCCAGAGGAGGCGGUUCGGCUCGUCCAGCUGGCUGAAAGAGCUCGACAGGGAUGCCUGAGGGCCAAGCUGAACGUGGAAUGUAGAAACAUGAACCGGAUGUACAGGACUAAAGACUCUGGAGCAGCUGAUAUGGAGCUGGCAGCGACCUGCAUCCAGAAGGUGUGGAGGAGCUUCGUGUCAAGGAGGAGGACAAAGGCUGAACGACAGGAGGAGAUGUUUUUUCUAGGAAUGAUAAUGGAUCCAAAACACCAGCUGCCGUCCCCUGCAGAAACCACUGCCCAGGCCAAUGAAGCCUGCACACGAGUGAAACAGGAAGAGCACGAGGAAGCUUACCAAAAGUCCAUAGAGGUGGUUACAAACCAGCUACGAGAUAUGGAGGGCCACGACAUGAGCAAAACCAUGAAAGAGCAAAUUCGGCAGUGGUUCAUUGAAUGCCGUAAUGCUACAGGAGUGUUUCCAGACUACCCAGAUGAGGAGGACGGAGGCUCCGCCCUCAUUUUUGCUCAAAAGAACCCUCAGCAGUUAAUGGAAGAACUUGCUGAAAAAGAAGUAGCAGCAAACAACAAACCAAAAGGGAAAGAGGAAAAGAAGGAAAAAGGGAAGAAGGACGAAGCCAAGGAUGAUAAGGAAGAGGAGGCGGCCGGGUUGAAGAUGAUGCCCUCGGCUUUUCUGUCAGAUUUGGAAGAAGGACACAAAACAUUUGUUGAUUUUUGGCAAACCCGUGACGAGUCUGAAAACUUCAUCCAGAGGCACGAGGUGGAGCUGAUCAAGGAAGAGAAGAGGAAAGUGGUUGAAGAAGAGAUUCAGAAGCAGGUGGAUGAACAGAUGAGACAAGAGCUGGCUGAGUGGAAGCUGUCUGUGGAUAAAGACAAGGGUGGCAAAGCAAAAGCAAAUGCAAAGAAGAAGAAAGCAUCUAAGAGUGGGAAGAAGAAGAAAAAGGAAAAGGACCUGACGGCUGAUCGGACGCUGGAGUCUCUGUGCCAGGAGCUGGUGGAACAAGGUUUACUGAAGCAGGCCGACCGUGUUCGACUGCAGGACUACCUGGGUGACUACAGCUAUCUUGGAACCACACUGAGGCAAAACGACAUCGAGCCAAUGCCGUCAUUAUCAGAUGUGCGACAAGUCCUGUCUCUGUACGCAGUUCUGCCGUUAGGCUCUCAGUCGGUGCAUGAGAAGGCUCCUCUGGUGAAGGCCAUGCUGCUGGUCGGACCUUCAGGUGUCGGGAAGAAGAUGCUGGUUCAUGCAGUUUGUCAGGAGACGGGAUCCACCAUGUUUGAUCUGUCGCCUCUGAACACAGCAGGGAAGUAUCCAGGAAAGAGCGGCUUGGCCAUGAUGCUCCACCUGGUGUUCAAGGUCGCGAGGCUGCUGCAGCCUUCAGUAAUAUGGGUCGAAGACGCAGAGAAAAUGUUCUACAAGAAAGUUCCCAAGGAAGAAAAAGAGUUGGAUCCAAAGCGGCUGAAGAAAGAUCUGCUGAAGUCUCUGAAGCUGAUCAAAGGAGAGGAUCGUGUUCUGUUGAUAGGAACAACUAAAGACCCGCUCAGCGCUGACAUUAAGUCACUGUGUAAAAUGUACAGCAAGAUCAUCCUCAUCCCGAGACCGGACUACGGCUCCAGAUACAUCCUGUGGAAGCGCCUGAUCCAGAAGCAGGGCGGCGAGGUGACCGAAGCCCUGGACCUCAGCUCUCUGGCCAAGAUCACCGACGGCUACACCCCAGGUCACAUGGUCCAGGCCAUCCAGAGCGUCCUCACCAAGCGUCGCAUCCUGAUGCAAACCAGCCGGCCGCUGACGGCUGUCGAGUUCGUUCCUCCGUUGGCCAAGAUCGACCCGGUGUUCCAGGAAGAGGAAGAAGCCCUGAAGAACUGGUACGCUAAGACUCCUCUGGGGAAGAAGAGGAUUAAAGCUGCAACAGGAAAAGAAGAAGAAGAAGCAGGAAAAGGAAAAAAUACAAAGAAGAAGAAGAAGAAGAAAUAAACUGUUUAAUCUGAAUGGUUUGACU
Messenger RNA from Amphiprion ocellaris (clown anemonefish), 2582 nucleotides. RefSeq lists its product as uncharacterized. The coding region runs from base 104 to 2557 and encodes 817 amino acids. NCBI's taxonomy places the organism in Eukaryota, Metazoa, Chordata, Actinopteri, Pomacentridae. Gene Ontology annotation, molecular function: ATP hydrolysis activity; protein binding; ATP binding. The record is from RefSeq and is a predicted model, not a curated record. The transcript is spliced from 19 exons.